CGUACUGGCGUUAGUAAUUUCGCACCCAGCCCACCACGCACAUAUAUACCGGGACAAAACGAGAUAUUCUGACCUGGGAAUGGACAGCGGAAUGCAGAGUUGUCGUUAAAGAAUCGAAUUAAACGCGGAGGAAUGGUUUAAAUUUGAUAGAAAACCAACGCAAACCCGUAGGAUCGGUCCAGCCCGGUACGGGUCCGCCUCUCGCCGUCGGCGGUGACUCACGGAGCUCGGGCCGUUGACGGAGCAUUGCUGACCGGUCGGAUAAAUCCACGGAAAGACCGACGGGAUUUCAUCAUGAAGUUCAAACCGAACCAGACGCGGACGUACGACCGGGAAGGAUUCAAGCGGCGAGCGGCGUGUCUGUGCUUCAAAAACGACCGGGAGGAUGAGGUUCUGUUGGUCAGCAGCAGUCGAAACCCGGAUCAGUGGAUUGUUCCUGGUGGAGGGAUGGAGCCGGAGGAGGAGCCGUGUGGAGCUGCUGUACGCGAGGUCUUCGAGGAGGCUGGAGUGAAGGGUAAAUUAGGACGCUUGCUCGGUGUGUUUGAGCAGAACCAGGACCGGAAACACCGGACGUACGUGUAUGUGCUGACGGUCACAGAGACGCUGGAUGCCUGGGAAGACUCGGUCAAUAUUGGCCGUAAGCGCGAAUGGUUUCCUGUCGACGAGGCCAUCAAGGUCCUGCAGAGCCACAAACCUGUUCACGCCGAGUACCUGAGACGCCUGCGGAUCAGUCGCCCGUCCACCACCACCAACGGCAACCUGCUCCUGCCCCAGACAUCUCCCAGCACCCUCACACCGCUCUUCAGCGCUCCGGCGUCAACCGCACGCAGAUAGGACACACACACACACAUAGAGUACAACACACACACAUCAACACUCCUCUGUCUACAUGAACCACUCACACACAUCUCCUGGGCCUUUAUGACCCUCACAACACCUCUUAGGCACCUUUGGGACGUUCUUUCGAGGGACAAACCAAAGUGGUGUGGGAUUUGCGGUGAAGAAUGCCUUAAUGAUUUAUUUAAUGAUUGAAGUCCGUUACAGUCAAUAAUUAUUGACCAGCUUUACAAACCAGUUACAUGGAAGUGCACUUCCAUUAUUCCUCCAUCACUCUCACCUGCAGAGCUCGGCAUUCUGGGAUUGUGAUGUAGGGAAUGUCAGUUUCAUUCCACGUGGCUUUUACAGCAUUUGACCUUUCUGAAUUCAGUCGGUUAGCGCUGCCGUGACCCCAGACUUCCCUUUAAGACUCAGACGAGCCCUUUAAAAGCCCCCUUCACUGCUGCUCCUGAACGGAUCGCUGGAUUCCUGAAAGCAUCGGAGAUUCCGGUCGAUGAGAUUUCUGGGAAUUAGAUGGUGAGCAGGAGGGAAGGAAUCUCAUUUUAUGCUUGGAUUAAAAAACAAACGUUUGUAGAUAUACUAAAAGACUGAAGAUGACAAAUAAUGUAUGAUGGUUUUUAACUACAAUGCAAAUGUAUUAAUCUUUUCUGCUCUUAACUCUUUCUAUGAGGUCUUUCUUUAGGUGAUUUUGACAAGAACAGAACUGUGAAUUUUGUCAGAAUUUUGUCACAAAAAAAUGCUAGCGGGCGACUCUCACGGAACCAGUCAAUAACAUGCAGGUCCUAUUUCACUAUAAAAAUUAAACAUAUAUAUAUAUAUAUAUAAGGAUAAAGGCCUAUUUUUAAGACCAUUAGACUUUUUUUAUGACACAUUUUUCCUAUAUUAUUAUUACUAUAAUGCACAAAUAAUCAUGUAUUAUUUAAAUUAUGCUGUAUUUAUACAUUAUGGUAUUAUUUGUUUUGCUGCCCUUAAUUCAUGGUUAUUUAAUUAACUAUUUUGUACUGUAAAUACUGUAUGUCUGUAAUAGAAAAUCUAAUAAGUAUCACAAUUCAAUUAAAAUUAAACAAAAUCUAAUUGGUCAUUGAAAUGGGCUUCAUUUUCCUUAUUAAAAAAAUCUCUAUAUAUACAUUUUACGGAGAUGAAAUAUAUUUUAAGUCAUAACAAUAGGUUUCAUUUUCUUAAAAAUAAAAAAAUAAUCAGUUUAUCUUUAUAGAUCACAAUAAAAACAAAUCUAAAUGGUCAUCAAAAUAGGCUACAUUUUCCAUUAAAAAAAACAAAACAAUAUAUAUAUAUAUAUAAAUAAUAAGGCGAAAUAUGAGCUGUAAAUGUUUCGUGAGAUUAACCCAAAUUAAUUUUUGGCACCAGCAAAGCCUUGAAGAUCUGUCAGAUGUGAGGAUUGGGUGCCUUUUUCCUCCUUUAAAUCUUUUAACAACACAUUGUACUGUCUUUGUUUUUUGUUUGAAACACUGAUGUGUGUUUGACGGAUGCUGCUCUGAAUGCGUUUCUCCAGUGGCUGAUCUCAGAUCUGCUGUAAUCACACUGAACCCCAACACGUCACUCCUGCUCAUGUUUAGUUUGUGUGUGUUGCGGAUGUGUUUUGAUAUGUGAAAACGAACAGGUCAGUGCCAGUCCUUCGUUUGGAUUGAGAGGCUGUACACGUAACACUUUCCUUUAGAUUGCACCGAGAUGUGAAGUGUCAAAACUUAUCAACUAAAUGUACAUUUCCUAAAACAUUUGGACUAUUUCCUUUAGUAAAACAAAAAACAUGAGUGUUAUGGUGAAGUUACAGGCCGCACAAGAUGUACAGUCUAAUAUUUCGGGUCUCCACAAAGAGUUCUGAUGCUAUGUGAGGCGUGAACUGUAAACUAGACACAGCCGGAGGAGUGUUUGGUAGAUUUACAGGUUUGUGAGUCAGACCGUCUCUUACCUGUUCUGAGAUGCCAACGGUCCACAGUUUCUGUAAGUUUACUGUAAUCUGUACAGAUGUUCAUAAUGGAUAUUUUUAUUUGUCAAUAAAGAUUGUAUCACAUGGAGAAAAAAAAAA
Cyprinus carpio (common carp) is the source of this 2881-nucleotide messenger RNA. Its product is annotated as diphosphoinositol polyphosphate phosphohydrolase 3-beta-like. Gene Ontology annotation, molecular function: bis(5'-adenosyl)-hexaphosphatase activity; diphosphoinositol-polyphosphate diphosphatase activity; endopolyphosphatase activity. Gene Ontology annotation, cellular component: cytoplasm; nucleus. The record is from RefSeq and is a predicted model, not a curated record. Gene Ontology annotation, biological process: diadenosine hexaphosphate catabolic process; diphosphoinositol polyphosphate metabolic process; adenosine 5'-(hexahydrogen pentaphosphate) catabolic process. Lineage: Eukaryota; Metazoa; Chordata; Actinopteri; Cypriniformes; Cyprinidae.